Molecule: messenger RNA, 246 nt
Organism: Penicillium digitatum Pd1
Lineage: Eukaryota; Fungi; Ascomycota; Eurotiomycetes; Eurotiales; Aspergillaceae
Source: RefSeq, a predicted model, not a curated record
AUGAUUCAAACAUCCUUACAAGACAAGAAGGAAGUUUUAAGCGUGGUCAAAGCCGAGAUUGAUUUCGGUAUAUCCUUUUUUCGAAGCCUACCACGGACUCAUCAUCAACGAGUAUGGGCCAUACCUGUUAUUUUCAGCUCGUCUACGAAAACGCCCUCGGACGAUUCAUUUUAUCUCCUGUCCGAUCGAAGUCCGGGCUGGAAAUCUCGAACCAAUCGAUCGAUCUAUACUCCAUCUCAAUCUUGA